AUGGAGGGUAUAUUGUCUGAUUCUGAAACUCAUCACGGAAAACCAUAUCAAGACUCUCAAUGUCAAGGAUUGAAAUUUCAACCCUUCUUCUUGCCAGGACAGAAUGCAAGGAAUUUGGAAUUUAUCGGAAAGGGAUUAAUUAAGAGAGGAAUUUAUUCGAAGGGUUUUCCAACUCCAACCAAUAUUAAUAGUAUUUGUUCCUGUGAUCAAUGUAGAAAGAGCUUUACAUUGAAACAUUUCAAUAGCUCACAACCACACAUUGAUUACUUUUAUGCAAGUGGAAAUAGAACUUUGGUUGCUUCUCAUGGAAAAUUGGGGAAAACACCUGAGGAAAUUGAUGAAAAGCUUAGAGCCACUGGUUGGGAAGAUUUCUCAUUCUUUAAUCCAUUCAAAUGUCCACACUGUUCUUCAAUUUUUAUCGAUUUUGAAAUGAAGAAAUCAUUGAAAGAAGAGGAAAUUUAUGGAAACUAUUUGCUUAAUUCAAAUAUUCUUUACUGGAAGAAACUUAAAUGA
Messenger RNA from Naegleria gruberi, 513 nucleotides. RefSeq lists its product as uncharacterized. The record is from RefSeq and is a predicted model, not a curated record. The transcript has a single exon. Lineage: Eukaryota; Heterolobosea; Eutetramitea; Acrasida; Naegleriidae. The coding region runs from base 1 to 513 and encodes 170 amino acids.